Molecule: messenger RNA, 2373 nt
Organism: Tetranychus urticae (two-spotted spider mite)
Lineage: Eukaryota; Metazoa; Arthropoda; Arachnida; Trombidiformes; Tetranychidae
Product: putative methyltransferase DDB_G0268948
Molecular function (GO): S-adenosylmethionine-dependent methyltransferase activity
Source: RefSeq, a predicted model, not a curated record
GUGACUUACUUACAACUCAGGUUAAAUAGUUAUCAAUAUCAUUAUGAUUUACCAGCUAUUCAAUACUCGUAAUCAUGCCUCAACAUAUGUUCAGGGUCGACUUUCACCUCCAUCAGAGUUGAUUGAUACAAUUUUGACUUAUCUUCGCUCAGGUUGUAAACCAAAUGAAAAUGAUCUCUGGCCAUUAGCUGUUGAUGUUGGUUCUGGUUCUGGUCAAUCAACUUUUCUGUUGAAAAAUCAUUUUACAAAUAUUCUUGGAGUUGACAUCAGUGAGGCUCAAAUAGAUGAAGCUAGCAGGCGAAAUGAAUGUUCAAAUAUAUCAUUUAAGGUUGCACGAGCUGAAACUAUUCCAGUUGAAGAUGAAUCAGUAUCAUUAAUUAUAGCUGCUCAGUGUCUUCAUUGGUUCGAGUUGCCAUUGUUUUACAAGGAAGUUAAUCGCAUUCUUAUUCAUGGAGGAGUUUUUGCUGCUUUCGGUUACACCGUUUCACCAAUCACAACAUCCAACUGUGAAAAGUCAAAUGCUUUAGCUGCCAUAGUUGAAGAGGCUUACAGUGAUUUGGGUAAAAUGGGUUACUGGAAAGAGCCAAUAAUCAAACAUCAUCGUUCCAAAUAUGCUGAUUUACCAUUACCAUUUAAAGAUACUUUAAGGAUUGGUGACAUUAAAUGUCCAGUUUCAUACUCAGGAGAGAGAUUUCUGAAUUAUAUAAAAUCAUGGGCUUCUUUCAAUGGAUUGGCCAAAGACAGCCAAGAGAAAGCUCAUAAAUUUGUUGAAAAUAUUAUUGAUCGGAUGAAAAAAGUACUAGCUACGGAUGAUGUCUACUCAGCCCAAAUUGAUGUUACUUUCGAGUUUUUCUUGGUUAUGUCAAGAAAGACAGACUAAUGCAUUUAAACUCUAUUCAAAUACUCUUAAAUUGUUGGUUAAAUUAUUAAUUUACUCUUGCAUUUCAAAAACUUGUUUCGUUUAAAAUCAUUUAUUCAGUGUGCUUUUGAAUAUGGUGUCUUUGGUACACAUUUUGGUGUAUUUGUUUUAAAGGGUUGAUUUGUUGAAGAUUCACAGCUGAACAUCAGAAACAGAUGCUGAAAGCAGGUUGAAGUGAUAAAAGAGUCGAGUUGAUUUGUGAGCCUAGAUUAAUGAGCCUAGUAAACACUUAAAUGAGCAAUUAAAGCUAAAUUGAAAAAUGAUUGAUGUUCUGAUAAAUGUCGGGAUACAUGAUAGAGAUUUUACUGAACAACAAAACGAGUUAUAGCAUUUGAGCAUGUCUGAGAUUUGUCGUUAUAACCUUACGGUAAAAUAGUAAAUCAUGAGUAUUUCAAGUUUAUUUUGAUAUUUGAUUGUAGUUUAUAACACAUCAUGACAAACCAGCAAUUUAGUUCACGUAAUCAUGCUGCAACAUAUGUUCAGGGUCGACUUUCACCUCCAUCAGAGCUGAUUGAUACAGUUUUGGAUUAUCUUCGUGAAGGUUGUAAACCAAAUGAAAAUGGUCUUUGGCCAAUUGCUGUUGAUGUCGGUGCCGGUUCUGGUCAGUCAACUUUCCUUUUAAAAGAUCAUUUCACCAAUAUUCUUGGAGUGGACAUCAGUGAAGCUCAAAUCGAUGAAGCAAACAAACGCAAUCAAUUUUCAAAUAUCUCAUUUAAGGUUUCACCAGCAGAAUCAAUUCCAGUUGAAGAUAAUUCUGUUUCAUUAGUAACUGCAUCUCAAUGUGUCCAUUGGUUUGAUUUACCCAAAUUUUACCAGGAGUUGGAUCGUAUGUUAGUUCCAGGAGGAGUUUUUGCUGCCAUUUUUUACACAGCUUCUCCUAUCAAAACAACUGAAGACGCAAAGAUGAAUCAAUUGGCUGAAGUGGUUGAAAAAGCCUUUGAUGAUUUGACUGACAUGGGACUCUGGGAUCAAAGAGUUAUCGAUUUAUAUCACUCUUAUUAUACUGACUUGCCAUCGCCAUUCAAUACAAACGUCAAACAUGAUUUCAUUUGUCCUAUUUCCUACUCUUGUGAAAAUUACCUCAAUUAUAUCAAAUCUUGGUCAGGUUAUAAUAAAUUAGCUGAAAAAGAUCCAGAAAAGGCAAAACUUUUCAUAGACAAUAUUAUUGAAAAAUUGAAGUCUAUACUUGGUACUGAAGAUGUUUUGCCUGUGCAAAUUCAAGUUGUUUAUAAAUUCUUUCUAGCUAUGUCAAGAAAAUAAGGAUAAUUUUUGCAAAAGGAUUUGUUAAAAAUUGUUGAAAUUUUCAUCUAAAUAAAUUGUUACCCAAAGAAUUCAUGAUUGCUAAUUUUAAUUGAAAACAAAACAAAGGUUGAUUCUGAAAGAAAAAAAUUAAGCACGAUCAAGCAAAAUAAGCUUUAAUAAACCUCAAACAUUAAAAUUUCAAUUUGGAAAUA